GUCUCGAGAGCCCGGCGAAGAGUUCAGAGGUCAAAGGGCGUUGAGGGGCGUUAGGUCGCCGUCCUCCGGGAGGGGGAGGCUGGGACAGGAUAUGAAGUGGGAAGAAUCAAGUUGCAACCAAGUGCAAUUUUCAAAAAAGAUGCUAUCUCAACAAUGGUCUGUUUUUCUGAAGACACCCUUGCUUUUCAUCUGAAUACAUGCAUUCUAGUUCAUGCAAUGUUACAUCAUCAGGUUAACAGAGAUGGAGAUCUCCUCCAGGAUUUGGAGAGUAGUAUCAAUGGGCACUAAAACUCUGGACUAAAUUAGAUAAAGGUAGAUGGACUAUAAGGCAAUUGCCCAACAAACUGCUGAACAAGUUUUAGCUUACAAUCAAGACCUAUCUGGCUGGAAACUCAUUAAAUCUUCAGUAACUGUUUCCAGCAAGACCUCUAGAAUAUUCCACGGAAACCUAUACCGCGUUGAAGGAAUAAUCCCAGAAUCAGCAGCUCAUCUCUCUGACUUCCUCUUCAAACAUGAUCACAGAGUCUCAUGGGACAAAUCAUUGAAAGGGUUCAAUGUGAUACACAAGAUUGAUUCGGACACACUCAUAUGCCACACCAUUACACAAAGUUUUGCCAUGGGCUCAAUUUCCCCUAGAGACUUUAUCGACUUAGUACACAUCAAGCACUAUGAAAGGAACGUGGACAUUAUCAGUACUAAAAGUGUGGACUUCCCAGGAUAUGCUCCAACUUCGACUUAUAUCCGUGGCUUUAAUCAUCCCUCUGGCUAUGUGUGUUCACCUCUGAAGGAAAACCCAGCCUAUUCCAAGCUAGUGAUUUUUGUCCAGACAGAGAUGAAAGGAAAAUUGCCUGCAUCGGUAAUUGAAAAGUCUAUGCCUUCCAACUUAGUAAGCUUCCUCCUCAAUGUGAAAGAUGGCGUAAAGACGUACAGAAUUCCACCCAUACGUGCCCGGCACAGUUCGCACUCCUCUGUGCACAAAAAGAAAGAAGGACAUUCUGCCAUUAAACCGUAGCGAUUUCAGACAGCACAGCCUACUAGUAAGUGGAGUUUGUUCCUGCAGAGUACUCCUAAGUCAACGUGAAUAAGCCUGUUCAGUGUCUCUAGGCAUUAACCUUGUACAGAGUACGUAAAAUAUUUUGUCAAAGUAAGAACUUCACUGGACAAGAAAAGUCAAUUAAAUACAGUUUUUAAGCUAACAUAACAUUAAAUAAUGUGCCGUUAAUACACUUUGACCAUCUGAGCAUGCUGUGCAUUCGGAUCCUAAAGAAGGAGAUACCGUCAGUAGUUAGCAUUAAUUAGAACUUAAUUAAAUAUUCAUCUGGCAGUGAUGGUAAGCACCUGAAAUCCCUGCCGUGAAGAAGCUAAAACAGGACCAGCACAAUGACACUAGCCUGGGCUACUCAGAGAGACCCUAUGCCAAUAAAUUAAAUAAAUAAAUAAAUAAAUAAAUAAAUAAAUGGGUUAUAGUAUACAUUUUAAAUUAUUUUCCUUUAUCUACUGCUUAAAUUGAGAAGCAUGGAAAAGGUGAACAUAAAAAUUCAAAGAUUUCCACUAGGGACCUCAGAGUACAGCUUAGUGGUAGAAUAAUUGCCUAACAUUUAAAGAGCCUGGAUUCCAUCUUUAGCAUCAGAAAACAAUAAGAGUUCCACUCCAGUGAACAGCCAGUGAUGUUUAUCUGAAAAUAUACACCUCUUCCCCUGUGUAUCAAUGAGGAGGAACAAGGCGGCAAGUCACAGGCCCGGUGUCACUCUGCUUCCGUCACUGCAAGUCACUUGUCCACCGCCACCCGGAAGGGAUGAGCAAGGGCAGACAUGGAGCUGAACUGCCACAGACGCCUGCCAGCAGGGUCCGUCAGUGCUCUGCUCUCUAAGGAGAUAACACCACGCAGCUCUUACACUAGUUACAGCCGACAGUGACGCUGCCUUCUUAAAGGGACCCUUACGUAGGAUCUGGGGCCCUUCAGAAAGCAAGACAUGUGGAAUCAUACUUCAUAGUGACAGAGUCAAAGGCACUUCAGCAGAGGACAGACACCUGCCCAACAAAUGAUAUUGGAGCACUUGGAUAGCAAGAGGCCUUCACCUAGUCAUGUGCCAUUCCUAACAACCAUCUGUAAUAAUGAACUAACAAUGGAACUUGAACGCGCAGACAUGACAUCCUAGAAACUACCCAUAAGCUACAGCUGAGCACGAUUCUUACAAAGGAGAGUGACCACAAAGUUAAGUGUGCAUGCUGUGUGAGUCCGCGUGGUGAGCCCCUGGGAAGGAGAUGAAAAGACAGGUGGGGAAACAUGUGCAAGACAUUUCUGACAAAGAACACUUUCCUAAAAUAUACAAGGAGCUUUCAAAACAUAUAAUAUAAAAACAAUCCAGUUAAAAAGUAGCCAAGGCCAAUGCACUGGAAGGGAAUCUAAUUAAAAGCAGCAUUAGCCAUUAGGUAAAUUCAAGUAACAUUCGAGCUGAGGUGUCAGCACACUUACCAGAGUGGCAGAAAGUUUUAAAACAGUGAUAGGAUUGAGCGCUGUCACACAGAGAAACUGGGUCACAUUUCAGGCAGAAGGGAAAAACACUCCCGUUCCCACAGCCCUCAGCCUUCCUCAGCUCAAGGCUGCUCCACUGGAGAAGUGAGCACUGGCAGCUCUCAGCCUCUCACCAGGGGUAUCAGGCUAACAGGAAAGACAAACAUCUCAACAGAGAUUAAACAAACCACUCCUCAACUACUGGGGAAGCGAGAGGAUAAGAAAACACUACAAACACUCCGAAGUCAACAAAGUGAGAGGAAAUAAUACACAUCAAUAAUAGCUCUAAAUAUCAUUGGUCCCAGUUUUGCAGUGAAAAGGCCCUGGUGUAAUGGGUCAAGUGCAGGGUCUCGUUUCUGUUCUAAGAGACAUCACAAAGCAGAGCUGCCACCUCACUAGUCACUGUUGGAUCAGCUUGAAGACACCACAAGCAAAGCACUGCAGAGACACCGCAUAGAAAGGAGGGUUCACUUUGGGCUUCCCGUUCUGAGACCAUCGCCACCACAGUGGGGAAUAGUGGAGCAGGCAGAACAUGGUUGGCUGGCGCAGCAGCAGUGAGCUCACAUCCUGAACCAACAGCAUGCAAGCAGGGGGCUCGCUGGGAAAGGUGCAGGCUUUUAAACUUAAGUCCAACCCCAAGUGACAUACUUCUUCAGGGACACAGUGUCCCUACUGGGGACUGAAUAUUCAGGUGCCUGGGAGUAUAUAGGGGUGACAUCUCGUUCAAACCAUCUGACCAAGAGGGAAAGGAUGGACAACGUGUUCCAGGUGACUAGGAACACUGGGAAAUAAUCACUGCUUUAAUUGCUGACAAGAGUGACAAUAAUCAAAAACGAUAAAAGUCACUUCAUAAUGACUUAGCCAAGAACCCAUCGGAAGCACAUGGCAGUUCCAAAUAGAUAGGCAUAGAACAUAGGCGUACUUAAUUUUAUAAAACAAAUAUUCUUAGAGAUAAGAUUAAUCCCAGCACAGCACUGGUGACUUCAGUACUCCACUCUCAUCCAGGCAAGAAAAUGGGGUGGGGGUGGGGGGUCCUGAAUGAAAUGGCGUGAUAGACCAAAUGAAUUUGAAGAUCUCUGCAGAACAGUUCUCUCUCUCUCUCUCUCUCUCUCUCUCCCUCUCCCUCUCCCUCUCCCUCUCCCUCUCUCUCUCUCUCUCUCUCUCCCCCCUCUCUCUCACACACACAGACAUAGAGCAAAUCUUAACAUAUAGGGAAAGUGAGUAAGUCCUUGUUUUUUGAGCACAAUGGAAUAAAAGCAGAGCUGAGUGAGGAAAACAGGAUGCUCCUAUUGUAUUCAGAGCCACGUGUAGUAGAUGAGCCCUUCUAUUCAACACAAGCCACACAGUCAGUGAUGCUUUUCAUGGCUGACUUUGUGUGUGUGUGUGUGUGUCUGUGUGUGUGUGUGUGUGUGUGUGUGUGUGAGUGUGUGUGUGUGUGUGUGUGUGUGUGUGUGUGCUUACACAUCCAGAAACUUCUUACUGUUGCCAAAUCAGUGACUCCACCCAAUUUCAGUCAUGUGACCCACAUGGAAUGAAAACUUGCAGUUUAAGGAUGGGUGGGGAGGAUCUGGGAGGACUUAAGUGAGGGGUAUAGAAAAAUUAAGAAAAAUAAAUGACACUGUAAGCUGGGGAAAGCAGAGCUCUUAAAAGAAACAAGCCAAGGUCCAGCCCGUGGAUGCUCUUCGGUUGGUGGUUCAGUCUCUGAGGGCCCCAAGGGUGCAGGUUAGUUGACUCUGUUGGUCGCGCUGACAAGGAUACUCUUUGGCCUGCAAUCCUUCCUUCUAUUCUUCCGUAAGAGUCCCCAAGCUUCAUCCACUGUUUUGCCGUUGGUCUCUGCAUCUGUCCAAGUCAGCUGCUGGGUGGCUUGGUCUUCACUUGGGUCCCCAACACCCGGAGCAGGGACUAUCGCAAAAGCUGUUGCCUAUCUGUGGGAUAUGUUCUAGCCGGGCUGCCCUGUCUGGCUUCAGUGGAGAGGAUGCACCUAGCCUAGCAAAGACUUGAUGUGCCAGGGUGGGGAGAUGCCCACGGGCCACCCAUUCGUUCAGAGAAGGGGGGGGAAAUGGGGGAGGGACUUUGGGAGGGGUUACCAGGAGCAGGGCAGUGAGCAGAAUGUAAAGUGAAUUCAAAAAACAAACAAACAAAACAAGUCUUUGAUACCUUACUCCUGUGUAGUCAAAUGCCACCAGGUGGCGCUCUCCACAUUUUGUAGACAGCUUGGUCAACUUUCUCCACAAUAUUGCAACUUUUACUAGGUUUCCUCAGCCCCUUGUUACUCAGAGGCCUCAGACCACAGACUCCAUAUUUCUGUGGGGCACCACAGCAUUUUUAGGUACCAACUUUUGUAGCAAUUACUUUCAGACCUCCCUCUCCCCAAAAGCCUGUUCCAUUAUAAAAUGACCCAUAUACUAUAUUCUCUGAACGUUUUCAUAAACUGCCAAUCCUUUGGAAGCUGUUUUUUUUACAUAAAAUUAAUUUCACAUUCAUCAUUUCAAUUUUUUGCAAUGAAAAUGACGUUUAUAGUUCGAUGGACUUUAACAAGAAGUGAAUCCUCACCAAACAUUGCCACAUACUAGUUCAGAUGCUUGCUUACGUGUGCCUAGAAAUUCUGGAAUGAAAAUAUCCAAGCGGACAACACUAUCUGUCAGUGAGGCUGGAAUCACUCCAGAUAAAGGGGAAGCUUCCGCGCCUGCGUGACAAGGGUGUGCACAGCGUCACGGGACCCCACUAAGGGUCUGAAGCAGACGUCUGAUCACUCGGCUCCCCAAAACCAAAUACGGAAUUAGCUCAACAGCAGGACUAAAUCCGAUACUGCACGGGUACAUUACCCGGGUGAAGGAUAGGUAGUCAUCAGUGAGCCUAGGCUGGAGCGAUCCGUAGGGCUUGCGUACUUAUUUGCCAUGCAUGAGGCUCUAGGCAACAUCCCAGCACUGCCGUUCCCAUCCAUAACGAAGGCAAACUAGAACUCUACAUUCUAGCCAACCUAAGGAAAAGUAUUCUACUGACUAACAUCUCAAAUAUUUUAUCUCUAUUACUAAGCAACCACUGGAUAUUUAGGUAAAUCGGGCACAUGCUGAAUGUUCUUCCAGUUCCUUUUGUAAUUUAAAAUAAAUGGCUAUUGUAAAAUGA
This is a messenger RNA of Mus musculus (house mouse), 5641 nucleotides long. It is a transcript of the gene Stard6, whose product is annotated as StAR related lipid transfer domain containing 6. Gene Ontology annotation, biological process: steroid metabolic process. The coding region runs from base 317 to 1012 and encodes 231 amino acids. The record is from RefSeq and is a predicted model, not a curated record. Lineage: Eukaryota; Metazoa; Chordata; Mammalia; Rodentia; Muridae. Gene Ontology annotation, molecular function: lipid binding. The transcript is spliced from 9 exons.